AUGAGCUCCGAUCUCAAUGAAAGCGAUUCUUCAGACUUGGAUUUCGAAUUUUUAAAACCAAUAAUUAAAAUAAAUCAUUCAGGAAGAAACAAUCAAGACUCAACCAGUUCAAAUUUCACUGUGGUUGUCACUGAUGAUUCAGGUGAAAUUGAAACUAUGCGAAGAGAUAAAUGUGAUUCAAAAUUACUAGGCUCCACUCCAGAAGAUUUGAUGUCUAGUAAAGAGAGCCUUACUCCAGUUAUUGAAAUGGAUAAAGAAUUGUUACUUAUGGAAAAUAUUACCCAAUUCGAUUAA
Parnassius apollo (apollo) is the source of this 294-nucleotide messenger RNA. The record is from the annotation of a GenBank genome assembly. NCBI's taxonomy places the organism in Eukaryota, Metazoa, Arthropoda, Insecta, Lepidoptera, Papilionidae.